Danaus plexippus (monarch butterfly) is the source of this 2682-nucleotide messenger RNA. RefSeq names its product coiled-coil domain-containing protein 50. The record is from RefSeq and is a predicted model, not a curated record. NCBI's taxonomy places the organism in Eukaryota, Metazoa, Arthropoda, Insecta, Lepidoptera, Nymphalidae. The transcript has a single exon. The coding region runs from base 345 to 1661 and encodes 438 amino acids.
GAGGAAUUCACCUGUUUGCCUCUGUCAACAUCAAUGUCAGAUAGGUUUAUUUGGAUCGCAAUGAAAUUCCUGAAUUUGUUGUGAACCGUGUAGAGGUAUGUGUGAGUACUGUGUGCCAUAGCGAGAUGCAAGUUUAGUAAUUUAUUAUGUAGAUUAUCAAACCUAUUGUUCUUGAGGGCACCGUGUAACUUAAAACGUUGGUUUUUCUCACGUUAUGCGAAGAAAGUUCAAUUGUGAAAGGUAUUUAAUAAGCCUAAUUCGUUGUGUUUUCUGUCUUGGUAGCUUUAAAUUAAAAGUUUUUCAUUGUAUGACAAAUAUUGUGUUACUUUAUUCUGAAACUGAAAAUGUCGCGAUUCAAACCGACGGAUACAAUGCCGAAAAUGGGCCAUGUGACUGAUCUUCGAGAGCAGUGGCUCGUGAGAACGGACGGAGCGUUGGCCCAUCAUCUUCAAGACCGCGAGAUCUCUUCACAUCUCUGUGAAAACAGGUUCCGUAACCAGCAAAUCAGAGAGGAUUUUCCUUUGGCUUUAAACGAACAGAGGGAUAUUGAAUAUGAGUUACGUUUACGGGAAAUGGCUCGCCGACGCCAGGACGAUAUAGACGCAGAGAUAGCCCGGAAAAUUGCUGAUAUUAACAUUCAUAAACAACAUCGUCAUCUUCCUAACCAUAAUCCAGUUCAAGCUCCUCAACCCAGUUCAUCAAGAGCCACUUUUUCCUCCUCACAAAUCGAACUAGAAGCUCCUCCUAGUUUGGCUGUUGCCAUCGAUCCUAAAGAGUUAGGUCUUCCACCCAGUGAGAUUAAAGAAAUUUUAAGUAGAUUAGAACAGGAGGAAAGAGAUGCUAAGUUAGCUAGAGAAUUAAGUCAUGAGUCUCAAGGUCAGGAUGCUUUACUAGCUGAUAUGAAGUGUGCAGUUGAAGCCCAGGACAGUGAAUUAGCAAGACUGCUACAGGAAAGGGAAUAUAAAAAGUUACAACGGGCUAAAGAAAAAGCUAGACAAAAAGCUCUAUUAAAAAAACAGCAGCGUUUAGCUCAACAGGAUCCACUGCCGGAACCUCCCCAACCAACAUUGUGUGAUGCAUACAGUAACCCUCGAGAUAUCAUUAGACAGAACGGUUUGCGGCUUUGUAAAUCUGUUGAUUCAGAUUUAAAUUAUGUUGAACCAUUUGAAAAAGAAAACAUACAAUCAAAGGAAAGUGCCCUUUUAGCCAAAGAAAUGUCAAAACAAAUGUUUGCCAUUGGAGCUGGAACUUCAAACACAAACCUACAUGUGUCCCACAAGCACACAAAGUCCUUUGAAACUGAAAAACCGAGCUCAUCAAGCUCACUGAACUACAGGCAGCCGCCACCCCCACCCACUGGUGGGAAAAAGCCUCGAUUCCCAGACCCUAUGAGUAUCAGACCAGCAUCACACUACACUCCUGACAAUGUGUCAUCUGGCUCAGACGGCCAAAACACAUUUAUGUCACAUAGUGUCAGUGAAAACAACAAUUUAUACAGUUCCACAUAUCCACCUGAUAAUAUAAAUACAUCACAACUCGGUGAGAGAGCAGAUCCUUCGAAGAGGCUGUCGGUAAUAUCAGACAUUACGGCCGAAGGCUUGGCUAAGAAGAAGAGCAAGCAGUCUGAGAACAAAAAGAAAAAGGGCUGCAAAAUUCAAUAGUUUAAUAAUAUUGUCACCUUUGUUUAUAACACAUCCUACAUGUGAUUGUAUUCUUAUAGAGAAAAAUUGCUUCCGGCAUCAGUAAGGCUCAAUUAUUGAUUCAUGUUUCAAUUAAAAAAAAAGUAACUCAAAGUAUUAUUGAUUGAAUAUUAUUUUUAUAUUGAUUGACAGUUUUAUUAUGGCAACAUAUAAGAUUUUAUACUUUGUACACUUAGAGUAAGCUGUAUUUUAUUUUAAUUAAUUGUAAGGAUAUAUUUAUUUAUUUUUUACUCUGCAGCGUACCUGUGGAAACGAACCAAUGAUUUCUUUCUUAUCUCUUAAACAUUAAUUAUAACCUCAUUAACAUUCCAGCGUAGUGAUUUUGUUCCUGAUCUCUUUAAAAUUCUGUAGUCGGACUUCAGACUCCAAGUUAAUCAUAACACAUGUCGUAUUCUUAUUAUUGCUGUUAAGAAGCAAUCUUUUGUUUUGAUUUUUUUAUAAUGUUUAUCUUUAAAGUAACCGUUUAUUUUAUUCUUAUAGAAUUUGUUCGUAUUAUCAUUAUUACUAAUUUAUAUAAAGUAUUCAAGUAAUGCUCGUAUUCUGAAUCUCACCUCCAUUUCAGUAGUAGUAGUCGUUACAAAAUUGACUUGCUUACAGUUCAAAUACUUUAAGACUGAUUUACAUUUAACUUGUGGGAAGGAUUUAUAUAAUUUAAUUAUGAAAAACAAAUGAUUCGGUGCUCUAAUUAUUGUUUAAUGUUCGCUCUCUCGAAUUUAUAUUUUAUUGUAGACGUACUUUUCAUAUAGGUUUUAUUUUGAUUAUACUUUUUGUAAUUCCUUUUGACACGUUUCUCGACUGUGGCUCAAAUCAUUAGAGGUAUAAUUAUUAACCAAUUUUCUAACAUAAUUAUUAAACAAUUUUUCGAUGAAUACUGUUAUUACUUUAAGUAAAUUUAGCUUUAAUUGCAAUGUACGGCCUUCAUCGUGCCUUAACGGAACCGAACCAAACAGAAUUAUUUAAAUAAAAGCGAUUAUUGCAAAAA